Messenger RNA from Nematolebias whitei (Rio pearlfish), 1777 nucleotides. RefSeq names its product meiosis-specific nuclear structural 1 (gene mns1). Lineage: Eukaryota; Metazoa; Chordata; Actinopteri; Cyprinodontiformes; Rivulidae. The record is from RefSeq and is a predicted model, not a curated record. Bases 169 to 1650 code for a protein of 493 amino acids. Gene Ontology annotation, biological process: cilium organization. The transcript has 11 exons. Gene Ontology annotation, cellular component: motile cilium.
CGGAACGCCAAGCAAGUUGUUCGAGGAGGGUUAGCAUCCCGUUCGACGACCGUUGGUUAAAAUUAGUUAUAAACAAGUGAAUUCGGUUUUAUUUUUCUUAAUAACUGUUUAAUACGGUUAAAAGGAUUUAAAUGAAGAGUGCGUGAAUCGACGAAAAGGACUUCAAACAUGAAUCGGAGCUGGAUGUGCAGAGAACAGCAGCGGUUGACGGCCCAGCGACAGACCCAGGAGAUGCGCAGACAAGAAGGCGCCAUGCGCGUGGAGAAGGAGCGGCAGCUGCUGGCGGGUCUCCGGGAGGAGGAGAGCGCGGAGAGGAGGAGACAUCAGCGGCAGGUGCAGCAGGAGCUCCAGGAGAGGCAGACGGAGGUCUUUCUACAAAAGGCAGAGGAGGAGAGAAUAAACAGAGAAAAGCAGCUUGAACAAGAGGAGAGAAUGGCCAAGGAGCUGGCCCGCAUCAACUAUGAGAAGCAAAAAGACGAGAAACUCCGGCAGUAUAUCAGAGCCAACAGCUUGGAGCUUCGAGAACUGGAAUCCAAACUGAAGGCUGCGUAUCUGAACAAGGACAGAGCAGCCCAGAUUGCCGAGAAGGACGUUUUAAUGUUGGAGACCCAGCGUGAAGAGGCGAACUUUGCUCAAAAGAUGAAGAGUGAAAAUGAGCGGGCGGCCGCGGAGCAGCAGAGGCUGGAGCAGAAGCAUCGCGAGGAGCUGCUGGAGCAUCAGAGACAGCUGGAGCAGCAGCUCAUGGACAGGGAGCUCAGGAGACAGGAGGCCUACGAGGAGUUCCUCAGAGAGAAGCUACUGGUGGACGAGAUCAUCAGGAAGAUUUAUGAAGAGGAACAGACGGAGAGAGAGCUGAAGCUGGAAAAGGCCAGAGCCACUCAGCAGCACAUCGAAGAGUUUAAAAGGCAGCAGGCAGAGUGGAGGCGCAUGGAGCAGGAGAAGGUGGAGGCAGAGAACAGAAGGAUCAUGGAGUUCACAGAGCAACAGCAGCACAUGGAGGAGACCAGAAUGAAGAAGAUUAGAGAGAGGGAAGAAGUCAAGGAACAUCUUCAUAAAAUGCUGUGUGAAAAGAUGGAAGAGGAGCGGCAGCAGCGUGAAGAGAUGGAGCGGAUCCGAGAGGAGCUGUCUUUGGAGGAGGAGGAGGAGGCCAACAGGCAGAGAGAAAUUGAGGAGAUGGAAAAGCAAAUCCGACAAAGACUGAUGCUGCAGCAGACCUUCCAGGAGCAAAUGGCUUUUAAAGAGAAGCGGAGGCAGGAGGAGAGGGAGGAAGAGGAGGCCUUCAGGCAAAAGAUGAUGGACAAGUUUGCAGAGGAUGAUCGGAUUGAGCAGAUGAACGCCCAAAGACGUCGGAUGAAGCAGCUGGAACACAGACGUGAGGUGGAGAAACUGAUAGAGGACAGAAGACGGCAGCGCGAGGCUCAGAGGGACCUGGAAGCUAAAGAAAGAGCGGUUCAGCAGAAGAGCGAGGCGCUGCGUCGGCAGAUAAUCGAAGAAGAGAGGCAGAAACUUCUGAAGAGUCACGCAACCAAACUCUUCGGAUACUUUCCAAAGGGCUUGCUUCGUGAAGGCGACCUGCAACACUUUGAUGAUGAUUUCAGAAAACAUUUUCAGCCACGCCCGGCUGAUGUCUCCUCAGAUGAAGAUGAUUAAACGUUCCUCCUCCAGUCCGCCACCAGAGGGCAGUUUAAGGUUAAGAACAAGAGAAGGCGCACGAGUCUGAGUUCAUGACGCUCCCCAGUCAAGAGCCUUCAUGAACUCUUCUUCUGUGAAGGACAGC